This is a messenger RNA of Xiphophorus maculatus (southern platyfish), 1249 nucleotides long. RefSeq lists its product as uncharacterized. The transcript is spliced from 6 exons. Bases 104 to 1027 code for a protein of 307 amino acids. Gene Ontology annotation, biological process: cell surface receptor signaling pathway. Gene Ontology annotation, cellular component: plasma membrane. NCBI's taxonomy places the organism in Eukaryota, Metazoa, Chordata, Actinopteri, Cyprinodontiformes, Poeciliidae. The record is from RefSeq and is a predicted model, not a curated record.
UCUGUUAUGGCUCACAUUGUUACUUCUUCAUCAAGGCUAUGCAUCAGUUCCAGUGGUCACAGCUGAAGUUGGUCAAUCUGUGACUUUGAUAUGUGAGUUUAGUAUGAAAUAUCAGAGCAACACAUGGAUUUACUGGUAUAAGCAAAGUGCUGGGGAUACUCUGAAUUUAAUCGUAAUGCAGCAGCGAACAACAACCUCAACCUAUGGAUCACAAUUCGAUGCUUCAAGAUUCAAUGUAGCAAACACCGGGGACAGCAGCAUUCUUAAAAUUUUCAAAACAGUUCAACAAGAUGAGGGAAUGUAUCACUGUGCUCAAAGGGAUACACUUGAAUCUACAUGGAAUGGGACUUAUUUAUCAAUUAAAGGAUAUAAGAGGACAUCAAACUACACUGUUGUUCAACAGCCAACAACCUCUGGUUCCACCCGUCCAACAGGCUCAGAGACUCUGCAGUGUUCGGUCCUCUCUGACUCUGAGAACACAACCUGUUCAGGAGAACCCAGUGUGUUCUGGUUCAGAGCCAAAUCAGAAAAGUCUUUUCCUGACAUGAUUUACAUUGAUGGAAAAAGAUCAGAAAACUGUGACAAAACAUCUGACUCUCAAAAGAAAUGUUUUUAUAACUUGUCUAAGAAUAUCAGCUCCUCUGAUGCCAAGACCCUCUCCUGUGCUGUGACCACAUGUGGACAGAUAUUAUUUGCAAAUGAACUGAACCUUAAAAAUGGUAAAACAGAGGAAAACAACAUGCUGAUGGUCACAAUAGUCACAAUAAUCUGUUUGGUGAUUUCUGUAAUUUGUAAUAUUGUCUUCAUUUUCUUUCGAAUACAAAGAUCAGCAUGUCAACGAGUUAAAGAAAGCUCUUCCUCACCAAAAAGAAACAACUUUAGCCAAAUGGAAAAUGAUACUGAAGCUGGACCUGAUCUGAACUACGCUGCGUUACAUUUAUCUGAUGGCAAAAGAUCAAGAGGGAAGAAAAAGAGAGAGUUGAUGACUGAAGAAAGUGUGUAUUCACAGGUUAAAGGAUCAGCUUGAAAGUGACGUAUGCCAGCUUUCACUGAAAACCUCACUUCUGAGAUGAAAGAGCAUACUGUUGCUAACACACAAAAGUUGUGAAUUCAAAUAAAACUUUGAUAGAUGAGAGAUGUGAUGAAUUUUUUUUUUUUAAAUAAUUACAAGUUUGCCACCCUUACCAUAUUGUAUUGUUUUUUUUUGUUUAAAUAAACCUAUCAUACAUCUUUUAUGAAUGUGAAACGC